UAGAAGAAGGAAAAUGGCAAAUUUUGUUCUGCGGGUUCCGAAUACUUUGAGGAGUUUCACUGUGUUUGCUUCAUCCAACCCCAACGGGGCUCCUCCUGGUGGUUCUGGAAGCAGUAGUGGUGGUGGUGGGGGACCUGUGAUAUUGGAGCUUCCUCUAGAUAAGAUAAGAAGGCCUUUGAUGAGGACCAGAGCAAAUGAUCAAAACAAAGUUCAGGAGUUAAUGGAUAGUAUCAAGGAAAUUGGUCUUCAAGUGCCUAUUGAUGUCCUCGAGGUUGAUGGAAUCUACUAUGGUUUCUCUGGAUGUCACCGUUACGAAGCUCACCAGCGCCUUGGACUCCCCACCAUCCGUUGCAAAAUACGCCGUGGUACAAAGGCGACUCUAAGGCAUCAUCUGCGCUAAACAUGUGAUGAUUUUAUCGUUCAAAGUUAGUAACAUGGCAAUUAGUAAUGACAGCAAUGUCCUGCUUCUGAAGGCAUUGUGAUUCCAAUGGACAUGUUAUGGAUGAUAUUUCGUGGGUGUGCUGUGCUAUUGUUACGUAUUUAUACAUAUGAAGAUGCAAUGUUUCCUCCCAAUGACCAAGAGGACAGUAAACUAACACUACUGGAAAAAAUCGAAAAUUCAUAAUCUGAUUUUUCUUACUCUGUGUGCAUUCUUCUAGUCAGAAUGUGGCCUCCUCCAUCGCCCUCUGCAUACACCCAAAAAAGAGUACGAGAUUUAGUUAGGAAGAAAAAACAACAUCAAGCAUUAUUAUCUGUUUUGCAUGGAUGGAAUGAUCUGAACUUAAAUAAGCUCCAAAAUAGAUCAAGUUAAUAAUCUUUGUCUUCAUGCAAACCGUAAUGAAGGCUGCUGUGUAUUUUAAAUUUGGAAUAAAGAAGAAUAACAAUUGGUUAUGUGAGAGAA
Cajanus cajan (pigeon pea) is the source of this 901-nucleotide messenger RNA. It is a transcript of the gene SRX, whose product is annotated as sulfiredoxin. Gene Ontology annotation, cellular component: cytoplasm. Gene Ontology annotation, biological process: cellular response to oxidative stress. Gene Ontology annotation, molecular function: sulfiredoxin activity. The record is from RefSeq and is a predicted model, not a curated record. NCBI's taxonomy places the organism in Eukaryota, Viridiplantae, Streptophyta, Magnoliopsida, Fabales, Fabaceae.